Molecule: messenger RNA, 2107 nt
Organism: Babesia bovis T2Bo
Lineage: Eukaryota; Apicomplexa; Aconoidasida; Piroplasmida; Babesiidae
Exons: 15
Coding region: 42-2081 (679 amino acids)
Source: RefSeq, a predicted model, not a curated record
AUUAACAUCGGUAGUUGAUAUGUUAAUUAUAAAUAGUUUUUAUGUUAUUAAAACGCUUUUUUGGGUUCCUGGUACCCAGAAGGCGCCGGGUCCAUGGCGACCAAAUAAUAUAUACAAAGAACGCCUCUCAAAUAUCGUUCUUAAUUCAUAUAUCAUGUAAGAAGGGAGUUACUGACAGUAACUUUUGGAACCAAAUUACCAAACGUGUCAUAUAUCUAACGAGCUCAUUGAAUGCAAACAAUCUGUCAUAUAUAUCUUAUGGUUUAGCUAAAGCCGGCAUUUUAAACAAAGAUGUUUGGGAAUCUAUCAUCACAAGGUAUUAUCACAUCCAAAAUGAUUGCAAUCAACGGCAUUGUUCUUUAAUUGCGAAUGCUGUUGCUAAAGUCCAUUUCAUUGACAUUAAUGUCAUAAAAGAUAUUUGCACGAAAUUACUGGUUGAAGGGCAGCGGAUUACACCAAGAUAUCUUGCUAUAUUACUAAAUGGCAUUGUCAUUCGUGAGUAUCGAGAUCAUAACAUCAUUGAAAGGCUCCUACAAUUGUUAGACCUGGCAAACACCGUUGAUGAUAUUGCCUCUUUGGCGAUUCUCUUAAAUAAUUUAUAUGAAUUGGAUCAUUGCAGUAAAGCGACGCUGUUCGAAUUGUCAAGGUUGCUGACGGUUCAAUUGAACGUACAUCUUGUGUAUAACCCGAACUGUGCUGCGAAAAGUUCAUCAAAUGAACUCUUAUCUACUAAAAGCAUGAUCAAUCGUGAUCAUCAGCACGAUGAAACGCUUGUUUGCUUUGAUGGAUUCAAUACACCUGAUGGAGCUACGGGAUCAAUUGAAAAACGACUGCCUAUAGAAAAACAACCAAUAGGAGGAAAACCGAAAACUAGAAUAACACAACACUUGGCUAUCAUCCAUAGAGCAUAUAGUCAUUUUCACUACUUUAAUAGAGAGUUGUUUGACCUGUUGUUUAAAAUAAUGGCACUUUAUCAUCGCAGUUUCAAACCGCCAGAAGUUGUCAUGAUAGCUCAUUCUAUGGGAAUAUCGAAACUUCAUAAUGCUGAUGUUGUAUCAAAGUUCACCCAGCAGCUACUAAAAAGACCGAAUCUAUACACUGUUGAUAUGGCAGUUGUAUUUCUAAAUGGUAUAUGUAGAAAUAAACACAAUGACAACGAAUCCAUGAGGAUUAUAUUGGGAAACAUUUUAAGUCAUAAAUACUGUGGAACUCUCAGUUCAAAACAUAGCCUUACUGCACUAAAGGUGAUGUCGAAGACUAAGAUUGAGGACAAGGAACUUCAAAAUUCAUUCAUCAUCCAUAUUAUGAAUAAUCUCCAACUGUUGGAUGGGCUUGAACUAGCGAAUUCGGUGCUUUAUGCAGCGAAGCUUCAAGUAGAAUGCAUGGAUUAUGAUAAGGUCGUCAAUUAUUACCUAAGCACGUAUUCCCCCGAUGAUCAUAUUAAAAAUGCACAACACGUGGCUAUCAUGUAUUACGGACUCUCAUUAACAAGUAAUAACCUCUUCGAUAAAUACAAGUCAAGCAUCAUAGAUUUGAUCGAUUCCAUACCGAUAAAUUUAUUCGAACCGGUAAAUAUAGCGAAUAUACUUAAAGUUAUGGCUACGAAAAGUUUGUUUCAUGCUGAUAUAACGCCGCAAUGUUGUCAUUAUCUAGCUUAUAAUAUUAAAAGGUUUAACACACAACUCCUAGUCAGUGCCAUACAAUCGCUUCAUUUGCUUCAAGCUAUAACAGAUAGCUUGUGGUUGGAAUUAUGUUUACAUGCGCAUCGAAUUAAAAAGGUUUCAAUUAAUGAUAAUAUCAUUUAUCUUAACGUAAUUUUAACUGAAGCUACAAAUGAUCGUAUGAGGAUUAAUAAUGCAACGGCCGUUCUAAUCGAAGCUUGCAAGCAUUUAACUGAUUUAUUAUCGUACUGUUUGAAUUCCACAAAUCUCCACAACAUUCUAUUAAAUAAAUUACAAGCAUGUGAAAUAAAACUCAGAGGACUAAAGGAUGACUAUUCUAAUCCAGAUUUUCAAAUUGGGAGUGUAAUAUCGCUAGUGUUGCAUAAAAUAGACAAAAUAAUACAAAUGUUAAGUAAAUGAAGAAACAACACAGUUGUAAAAAUUAA